Molecule: messenger RNA, 1092 nt
Organism: Lasiosphaeria miniovina
Lineage: Eukaryota; Fungi; Ascomycota; Sordariomycetes; Sordariales; Lasiosphaeriaceae
Exons: 2
Source: RefSeq, a predicted model, not a curated record
UACAACAGAGACAGGCAGAAGCUGGAGGACAGGCUCGCAGCUCAGCAGAGCCAAUUCGAGGCCGAAUUGGACGAGAGAGAAGGCGAGCUGGGGAAGCUGAUCGAGCAAGAACGGGUUGUCCAUGAAAAGGAGAUGGAAGGGCAACGCGCUGCCCACAAGAGAGAGCUCCUAAGACAGGAGAACGAACACAAGAGGAACUUGGUGGAUUUGCGAGCUACGGUAAAGAAUCUCGAGGGCGACUUGGUGGAUAACUCGGACGAUUUCCGGCCGGCCUCGGACGACGCUCUCAAGGUCCGGUUCAAGGACAUCAAGCUCACCAUCGAGACUAUCACGUCCCCCUUCAACAUUCGCGCCACCACCAUCCCAGAGGGUGUUGAUCCGGACGGGUUCUUGGUCCGCGAGAGCAAAAGCAAGCUUUGUUUCUUGCUGAGAAGUAUCGUUUGGAGUAAGCUCGUUGACGGUUUUUUCUCGUCCCCCUUUGGAUUUGGUGCCCUUGGGACCGGGGAUGGGGCGAGAAUGCUGGUCGCACUUUACUCGUCGUGGCGGAGGCUGUUUGAUGCGGCAUCGCUCGCCGCGCCGGAUUCUUACCCCCGGGAGCAGAUUUUCGAGCGUUUCCGCACUGACAAGGAAGCCAACAAGUGGAGGUCGUCUACAUUCCAGUCCAUUCUCAUGACGGUGCAUCCCAAGGGCCAGAAGAAGGGUGUGUCAGGGGCGGAAGCAGUACGUCCCUACGCGGAUAACUGUAACAGAGUGCAAAGCGAGAUUCUCGACUUGUUCGUCAAGGUCAUUGGCAGGGGCGCGGCUGAAGAGCUUGAGAUCAAGGUCGACACGAUUGUGAGUUUGGCGAGUGAGCUCGCGCUCGAGUUUGGGUCGCAGAGAGCACAGCUGGGCCUGCAGAUGCCCAACAGGGGCGAGUCGAUCCAGAUGGGGCCCGACUUUGAGGACUGCGAGGACGGGGCGGGGACACACGGGACGAUCGAGGAGGUUGAUCUUGCCAUCUCACCAAAGCUGUACCGGAUCGGCGACGGGAGGAACGAUCUCACGACACGCAAGACCAUUGUGGCCGGCGAGAUAUACCCCCUUCGAUCUUGA